Patella vulgata (common limpet) is the source of this 3413-nucleotide messenger RNA. RefSeq lists its product as uncharacterized. Lineage: Eukaryota; Metazoa; Mollusca; Gastropoda; Patellidae. The coding region runs from base 235 to 1083 and encodes 282 amino acids. The record is from RefSeq and is a predicted model, not a curated record. The transcript has 9 exons.
ACACAGAUGAUAAAUAAACAAAGUUAGGCGCUAUUGCCAAAGUUAUUCAAUUAACGUAACACUGAACACGUAUCGAUAAAAAUCGUCAUAAUUCUUGAUUAACUAUUAAGUAUUAUCAAUCGAGAAUCACAACAGUCAAACUUCGUGGACUGGUGGGUUUCAAAUACCAACUUCUCUGAAGAAAGGAAGGCUUCGGUAAUCAUACUUAAUAGGUCCUUACGUAAAAGUUACAAAAUGCAAAAGAAUGAUGACAUAAAGGGUGGUAAAAAGAUGAAAGAUAAAAUUGAUUUUGUUAUAAAAUUACGUGAUAGACAACCACGACUUGUGACAGAAUGGAAUAAAGUGUUCAGUGAUGAUAUUAAAGAUGGCAUCAUAGAGGUAUCUCAAGGUGAUAUAUUUAGAGAUGCUCCUUCUGCUGAUGCAAUAGUCUCCCCAGCAAAUAGUUUUGGUUUUAUGGAUGGUGGUAUAGAUAUGGCAUAUAGUAUGCAUUUUGGAUGGCAGAUGCAACAUAGACUUCAAAAGAAUAUUAGAGAGAAAUAUGGUGGAGAACUUUUAGUGGGUCAAGCAGAAAUAAUUCCCACAUUUGACGGGGGUGCUAAAGAGGACUCGAUGAAUUGGUCGGCUUGGAAUGGAGGAAAACCAAUCAAAUACCUGAUAUCAGCACCAACAAUGAGAGUACCAUUAUUUGUAGAUGAUAGUGUCAAUUCCUAUUUAGCUUUCCGUGCAGUCAUAUUAGCAGUAAAAAAGUUUAAUACUGGAAAUCCAACCAAUCCUAUAAAAUCAGUUCUGUGUCCUGGUUUAGGAACUGCAGUAGGAAGAAUGCCAGCUGAUAGAUGUGCUUAUCAGAUGAAGAAUGCUUUUGAUACAUUUUUACUUGAUAAAUGUCCUCGAAGAAUAAACCCAACAAGAUUAGAACAAAUGUCUUUUGAUACAGAAGUUAUGCAGAGAUAUCAUGUAAAGUGUGAAGAUGAUGAUGAUGAUGAUGAUGAGGAAGAAGAAGAUGAUUGUGGUGAUUGUGAAGAAAUCAUUGAUGGCGAUAGCGAAGAUAACUCUGAUACAUCUUCAAGUAAAUUACCAGUUUGAACUGUAAUGGACAAUGUCUUUUAAUUAGUUGGUAAUCAGAGAGUUUACAUUUUUAUGUGCCGAAAUUUAUUGUCGUCACCCUUGAGUAUCCAUUUGCGGUUGGUAAUCAGGGAGUUUACAUUUUUAUGUGCCAAAAUUAAUAUGGUCAUAUACAUGUAUUGCCGUCACCCUUGAGUAGGUCUGUCGUCAUUUAUUCUGUUUUCUAACAAAAUCUUGUUAGCACUUUAGAGAUUUCAAUUAUGACUUGAUCUUUUUGAAAUUUGCAUUGGUUUUCUAUUCUGUUGAAAGGAAGAACCCCAUUGAUUUUCAACAAUUUUUGAUAACUUAUUCACAAGUUUUAUGAAAUUUUGUUAGCCCUGUAGAGGCCUCAAUUAGAUCUUAUCUUUCUGAAAUUUAUAUUGGUUGUCGUGGCUCUGUCAGUAGAGUGCUUGCUCACUAACCAGGUCCCAGGAUGGAAAACCAAGGUCCUGUGUACAGUUGGAAUUGGAUAAUGAGGAGGCUGAGGCACGACUAUCCUGAAGAAAUUUACCUUAUAGAAUACUGCAAGUUGAGAGAGAGAGAAAUGAGAUUUAACAUCCAUUCAACACAAACUAGGUCAUUUCGGGACUAACAUUUAGUUCAAUUUUUUAUCAAUAUUUGGCUAGCGCGUAGGAGGAAACCGGAGGGCCCAGAGAAAUCCCACGAGAACUGCAAGUUGAAUGCAUUCGACCGGUUGGUGGAGAGAAGUAGGACCUUAAAACCUGUUUCAUAUAAAAUUGAUUGUCUAACAUUUUAAGAGGAAAUUCCAAGAAUUACUCACCUUUUUGACAAAAUCUUGUCAGCACCCUAGAGGUUUCCAUUAUGAUCCAAUCUUUCUAAAAAUAAAUUACGAGUUGUUAGGUCAUAACUGCUUGGAUGGCGGUUAGUUGCUGGUGGAUAUAUGUUUCCUUGUUUGAUAACCUAUAAUUUAAGAACAAUAUUCGUGUCAGCCAUUAUCACAUAUGUGAUAGAACUGGUUAAACAUGUUCUAAAUAUAAUUUUAACACAGAGAUCGUUGCUACCAUAUAUAAUGACUGACACCAAUAUUAUCCUUUAAAUAAGGUUUGGGUUAGCAGAUUUAGAAUAUUAGUUAGAGGUGCAAGUUAUUACAUUUGAGCAAUGUUUAUAUUGCUUUUAAACAAACCAAUUUAAAAUGGUGAGAUCAUGAUUAGUUACCACUUUAACAAAGUCUUCCAUUGUGAAUAAUUCCAGUAAAAUAAGGUUGUGUUAGUAUUUUUUAGAUAUGGUGUUGAGUGAUCGUAAACAUAAGUAAGAAAACCAAGGACCAUGUGCAUACAAAAUAUAUAAUUUAAUUUUAGUUGUUCAUUUUAAAUUAUUUAUUUAUAUAGCCAUUACUGGUUUUAAUAUACCACUGUGAACUGUCUCAGGUUAUCUGUACACCUACCUCUUUAUAAACCACAUCUAUUUAUAUUCCAUAUUAUACCCUACAUAUUAUUUUUAUACAUAGUUAAGAAUAUUUAAUUAAACGUCAAGAAUUUUAGAAGGUUACAGCCAGUAUGUUUUGGUUGGUUGUUAAAUCAUUUGUUGAUUCAUUUAAAUAUUAAGAUAGGUCAAAUUUGAAUAAUUAUUGGGUCUCUCCAUAAGUCUCACAUUUGUCUGAUUUGAUCACAAGAAAUUGAACCAAAUAAUGAAGCUAUUUAGCUAAGCUGGCAGUGAGCAUUACAUAUGUGAUUUGUAACAGCUCACAGUGACAAACGAUAGCCAGUGUUAAAUAGAUAAUGCUUGCUAAUGACAUUGAUACUUGACAAAGGCAAGUUGUAUUUGAAUUUGGAAUGAUUUUUUUGUGCAAUUGAAUCACAAAUGUGGCUUAACAAAUCAAAAUUGUUGUACCAGUAAAUAUAAUUUUUUAGGUGCAAGAUUGUUACUUUGUCUUACUGUGAACCACUUUGCAUAAUACUGUGAUUGACUAUGUAAUAUUUUUCACAAGAAUCCCUCCUGUACCAUCUUUUAUUUCUUCAACAUUUAGAAAUUGACUUAAAACAAAAAAAAAUAGCAACAGUUUUAUGGUGCAUUGCUUUACUUUAGAAUGACGUUCUAUGAAUGUUGAAGCUUCCUUGGUGAUGCAAUGUUUCACCCUAGAAUGACUUUCUAUAUAAGUUUAAGCUUACUUGGAUAGUUUAUUUUUUUUAACUCUUUACAUUGCAAUCUAUUUUAAACAUUUGUAUCGGAUGGAAUUAAACACCAUAUUGCCUUGUCAUUUAUUUACUUAUUUAUACAAGAAAUGCUUAUUAUAUUUAUUAGAAUGUCUUUUUUAUAGCAAUUUUUAUGAAAUAAAGAAAAGAAUGAAACAA